Molecule: messenger RNA, 1866 nt
Organism: Triplophysa dalaica
Lineage: Eukaryota; Metazoa; Chordata; Actinopteri; Cypriniformes; Nemacheilidae
Product: taste receptor type 1 member 1-like
Exons: 6
Coding region: 1-1866 (621 amino acids)
Biological process (GO): G protein-coupled receptor signaling pathway
Cellular component (GO): membrane
Molecular function (GO): G protein-coupled receptor activity
Source: RefSeq, a predicted model, not a curated record
AUGUUUUGUAGGCACACUCUAUCAAAAUCUGGCUAUCAGAUGCUUCAAGUAAUGAGGUUUGCUGUUGAGGAGAUCAAUAACUCUACCACCCUGCUGCCCAAUGUUUCUCUGGGCUAUGAGAUUUUUGAUCAUUGUUCCGACACUAAGAACUUCCCUUCAGUCUUCAGCUUAAUUUCACAGAAUGGAUCGAUAAAACCUCAAGAAAAACUCAACAGCCAUCAUCCUAAAGUGAUUGCUUUAACAGGACCAUAUGGAAGCACAAGAACUAUCACUAUUGCACCACUGGUCACAAUGGACCUCAUACCACUGGUAAAUUAUGGAGCUACCAGCUAUACGUUAAGUGAUAAACUUCACUAUCCAUCAUUUAUUAGAACAAUCCCUAGCAAUAAAGACUUGAUACAGAUGAUGAUUCACAUCAUACAGUGGUUUGGAUGGAACUGGGUUGCUUUUCUUCGAGACCCAGACAGUAACAGUGAAGAUGGCCUACAGCUGUUUAACAGUUAUAUCAAAAAUACUGGCAUUUGUUUGGCCUAUCAAGAGGUUCUGAGUCAACGUGUAAACUACAGUCUAACUCUUCAAAAGAUUAAUAGGCUCAACAUCAACGUUGUUGUGGUUUUCACUGGGUCACAAUAUGCAAAGAACAUAAUCAAAGCAGCCAUAGCAAACAAUAUCCGAAACAAAGUCUGGAUUGCAAGUGAAACAUGGUCUAUGAAUCAACAGCUUCCAAAAGAGCCGGGAGUUGAGAAAAUUGGAACAAUAGUUGGCAUUACAGAGAGAUUUUUGUCAUUGCCUGGAUUUCAUGAAUUCAUAUAUAAAGCCAAAGGAACAAGUGAGAUGAAUACUCACGAUGACGCUGAGAGUGAAAUUCAGAUGAAGACUUGUAAUCAAUAUUGUGACAACUGCUCAAUGUUGACCGCAGAGGAUAUUAUAAAUGAAGAUCCCACAUUCUCCUUUGCCAUCUACUCUGCCAUAUAUACCAUAGCUCAUGCAUUACAUAAAGUUCUUCAGUGUGACAUCAAUGAAUGCAGCACAAACAUCUCUGUGAAACCAUAUAUGCUUCUGGGAGAAAUGAAGAAGUUGGAUUUUCCUCUCAAUGGUCGUCAGGUGAAAUAUGAUGUUAAUGGUGAUCCAGCAGUCAGUUGUGCAGUCGUGCUGUGGCACACUGAAACAAAUCCUCCAUGGAUUCAGAUGGUGGGCACCUAUAAGACACAUCCAGAAAUUACUUUUACUAUCAACAACUCUCUCAUGCCCUGGCGUAACAAUACUGCUGUUCCUUUUUCAAACUGCUCUGUUGAGUGUAAAGAGGGAUUUUCAAGAGAACGUGUGAGAUAUCAUGACUGCUGCUUUCUGUGUAAAAAAUGCCAACAAAACAACUAUGUGAAUUAUUCUCGGGACCCUUACAGCUGUGUUUCAUGUGAAGAGAGGGAAUGGUUUGAUGGCAGCAGCAUGACAUGUAAGCCAAGGCCUGUCAUCUAUCUUCAGUUCACAGAAAUUUCCUCCGUCGCGAUUUUAUUUUCUAACGCAUGCUUGAUUACUUUUCUCUUUGCCAUGUUAUUCAUUUUUGCCUUUAAUCACAACACUCCAGUGGUGAGGUCUGCUGGUGGGCGACCAAGGGUUUUAGGAGAUUCUGACGCCCACGAGUCCCGGGUAAGUAACUCAGGACAGUGUAGGCCGUUGGCUCAGUGCCUCCCCCGGGCAGCGAUGGGGCUCAGGAUACUCGACCAGCAGAGAAUCUUCGGUGCUAAACCCAGAACAGUGGAAACAUGGGCUUACUGCUUCCUUAGGAUAGUGAUGGGGUUCGGGAUAAUCGACCAGCAGAGAAUCUUCAGACUAAACUCCGAACAGUGGAAACAGCCGGCUGACUAG